Messenger RNA from Olea europaea var. sylvestris, 1086 nucleotides. RefSeq names its product rac-like GTP-binding protein ARAC3. Bases 176 to 772 code for a protein of 198 amino acids. The transcript is spliced from 7 exons. Gene Ontology annotation, molecular function: GTP binding; protein kinase binding; GTPase activity. Gene Ontology annotation, biological process: regulation of actin cytoskeleton organization; establishment or maintenance of cell polarity; small GTPase-mediated signal transduction. Lineage: Eukaryota; Viridiplantae; Streptophyta; Magnoliopsida; Lamiales; Oleaceae. The record is from RefSeq and is a predicted model, not a curated record. Gene Ontology annotation, cellular component: cytoskeleton; cell cortex; cytoplasmic vesicle.
AAAGAAUGAAUUUUCCUGUUAAUUACCUGUACUAACAAACACCACCAAGAACACUCAAUUCAACACGCAUCCAGGCAUAGAGGAAUUUCAAGAAUCUGACAAGAACUACUGAGAUUUGAGUAGCUUAACCCGCCGGAGAAGAAGUUUGGUAGUUUGGGUGUUGCCGGCGUCUAUAAUGAGUGCGUCGAGGUUCGUAAAGUGCGUGACUGUCGGUGACGGAGCCGUGGGUAAAACUUGCCUUCUCAUUUCGUAUACCAGCAACACCUUUCCCACUGAUUAUGUGCCAACUGUUUUUGACAAUUUUAGUGCUAAUGUUGUUGUGGAUGGGAGCACUGUUAAUCUAGGGUUAUGGGAUACUGCAGGUCAGGAGGAUUACAAUAGAUUAAGGCCUUUGAGCUACCCUGGGACUGAUAUCUUUAUACUUGCAUUCUCCCUUAUCAGCAAAGCUAGCUAUGAAAAUGUUUCUAAAAAGUGGAUUGCUGAAUUGAGACAUCACGCCCCUGGUGUUCCAAUCAUUCUUGUUGGAACAAAGCUUGAUCUUCGCGAGGAUAAACAGUUCUUUUCAGACAAUCCAGGAGCAGUACCCAUUACGACUGCUCAGGGAGAGGAGUUGAGGAGAAUGAUCGGAGCAGCUGCUUAUAUUGAAUGCAGUGCAAAGACGCAGCAGAAUGUGAAGGCUGUCUUUGAUGCCGCAAUUAAGGCUGUUCUGCAGCCAACGAAACACAAGAAGAAAAAGAAGAGUAGAGGUCAAAAGGCUUGCAGUAUACUGUGAUUGCUAAAAGAAAGGUUAAGGAGAGGAGAGAUGAUCUUAUGCAUUUCUUCUGGGUUAAUCUGAUACCAAAACGAUACGGUACCCUGUGAGACUGUGUUAGGGAGCUCUCAGUUUGUUGGUUUUCUUACAUCAGCUGUAUAACUGUCAUUGAGGUGUGUACUAUGAUAUGAAGCUGAACACUGAAACCUAGAGAGCAUGUUUAUUGUCCAAUCUGGGCAAUCUAAACAUGCCAAUAAUGUAUAAAUUUCGUGCUGUGUAUACCUGUUUAUGGCUCCUUGGUCUAGCAAGAAUUGUUGGUUCAAAGAUCCAAAAAA